UAUUCUCCCCUUUAUCCAUGCACCAUUUUCCCCUCACGGAAGUCGCUCUGCCUAACUUGAAUCCGAGCCGCGCAGCGCCUUCACGCCAACUCAAUCCAUGCAGCUGCACUUUCCGUGGGUGGUUUUGCUGGGCCAACCCGACCCCAAAGCAGCCCUCCUCCCUCUCGAGCGGUAGGGCUGAGAUUCGCUCGGCUCCCACGCGCGUGGGCCGAGUUCCAGGCUGAGCCUCCUUCCUCAAAGAGAAAGAGUGAAAAAGACAAAGAGCGGACUGGGGAGCCGAAGAACCCGGGGUUCGGAGAGCGCUGCGUAGAACCGGGGCGGCCCAAGUGUGGAGCUUCGGGCGGGGCUGGAGUGUGACAUGGCCGAAGCGCACCAGGCCGUGGGUUUCCGACCCCCGCUGACCUCGGACGGGGGAGAAGUGGAACUCAGUCCCCCGUUGUUGCAGGAGAUCUACCUCUCCGGACUGCGCUCCUGGAAAAGGCAUCUCUCCCGUUUCUGGAACGACUUUCUCAUAGGUGUGUUCCCUGCCAGCCCACUCAGCUGGCUCUUCCUCUUCAGUGCAAUCCAGCUUGCCUGUUUCCUCCAGCUGGAUCCUUCCCUAGGACUGAUGGAGAAAAUCAAAGAGUCGCUGCCAGACUGGGGCGCACAGCAUCACAGGCUUCGAGGCAUCCUGGCGGCUGCGCUGUUUGCUUCAUGUCUAUGGGGGGCCCUGAUCUUCACACUUCAUGUGGCCCUGAGGCUCCUUCUGUCCUACCACGGCUGGCUCCUUGAACCCCAUGGGGUCAUAUCCUCACCCACCAAGACCUGGCUGGCUCUGGUUCGCAUCUUCUCCGGCCGCCACCCAAUGCUCUUCAGUUACCAGCGCUCCCUGCCUCGCCAGCCUGUGCCCGCUGUGCAGGACACCGUGCGCAAGUAUCUGGAGUCUGUCCGACCUGUGCUCUGCGAAGAGGACUUCGAGUGGAUCUCGGCCCUAGCACAGGAAUUCCUGAAGCUGCAGGCGUCGCUGCUGCAGUGGUACCUGCAGCUCAAGUCUUGGUGGGCGUCCAAUUAUGUCAGUGACUGGUGGGAAGAGUUUGUGUACCUGCGCUCCCGGAACUCACUGAUGGUGAAUAGCAACUACUACAUGAUGGACUUCCUGAACGUUACACCUACUCCCGUCCAGGCUGCUCGUGCAGGGAACGCGGUCCACGCCCUCCUCCUGUACCGCCACCGCCUGAACCGCCAGGAGAUCUUUCCGACAUUGCUGAUGGGAAUGCGGCCCUUAUGCUCUGCCCAGUAUGAGAAGAUAUUCAACACGACGCGAAUUCCUGGGGUCCACAGAGACCACAUCCACCACCUCCGUGACAGCCGACACGUGGCCGUCUUCCACCGGGGCCGAUUCUUCCGCGUGGGGACACACUCCCAAAGCGGCCUGCUUUCCCCAAGGGCCCUGGAGCAGCAGUUCCAGCGAAUCCUGGAUGACCCCUCUCCCCCCUGCCCCCACGAGGAGCAUCUGGCGUCUCUGACCGCGGCUCCGAGGGACAUGUGGGCUCAGGUGCGGAAGUCCCUGAAGACCCAGGCAGAGGAGGCCCUGGAGGCCGUGGAAGGGGCCGCUUUCUUUGUAUCACUGGACUCUGAGCCCUUGGGGGACGCUGCAGGGGACACUCCUGAGCCCUCGGGGGACUCCGCAGCUUCCCUAGAUGCCUAUGCCCAUGCCCUGCUGGCCGGCAGGGGCCAUGACCGCUGGUUUGACAAAUCCUUCUCCCUAAUCAUCUUCUCCAACGGGAAGCUGGGCCUCAGCGUGGAACACGCGUGGGCAGACUGCCCCAUCUCAGGACACAUGUGGGAGUUCACUCUGGCCACAGAAUGCUUUCAGCUGGGCUACUCGGCAGAUGGUCACUGCAAGGGCCAUCCUGACCCAUCGCUGCCCCAGCCCCAGCGGCUGCACUGGGACCUUCCAGACAAGAUCCAUCUAUCCAUCUCUCUAGCCCUGAGGGGAGCCCAGGCCUUGGCUGAAAACAUCGACUGCCACGUCUUCCCCUUCUCCCACUUUGGCAAGAGCUUCAUCAAACGCUGCCACCUGUCUUCAGAUAGCUUCAUCCAGACGGCCUUGCAGCUGGCCCACUUCCGGGACAGGGGUCAAUUCUGCCUGACCUAUGAGUCAGCCAUGACUCGCCUGUUCCUGGAAGGCCGGACAGAGACGGUGCGUUCUUGCACGAGGGAGGCCUGCAGCUUUGUGAGAGCCAUGGAACACCAAGAGAAGACAGACCCACAGUGCCUCGCCCUGUUCCGCCUGGCGGUGGACAAGCACCAGGCUCUGCUGAAGGCAGCGAUGAGCGGCCAGGGGGUCGACCGCCACCUCUUUGCUCUCUACAUCGUGUCGCAAUUCCUCCGCCUACAGUCGCCCUUCCUGAACCAGGUUCACUCGGAGCAGUGGCAGCUGGCCACCAGCCAGAUUCCUGUUCAGCAAAUGCACCUGUUUGACGUCCACAACUAUCCGGACUACGUUUCCUCUGGUGGUGGAUUUGGGCCUGCCGAUGAGCAUGGCUAUGGUGUUUCUUACAUCUUCACUGGGGAGGACACGAUUACCUUCCACAUCUCUAGCAAAAAAUCAAGCACGAGAACGGUAAGACUAACCCACGCUCGCCCCCCUUCUUUUUUAGGGGGGCCCUUUUUCGGGCUGCACCCUCGGCAUAUGGAAGUUCUCAGGCUAGGCGUCGAAUCGGAGCUACAGCUGCCAGCCCACACGGGAUCUGAGCCGCCACAGCUCGCCGCAACACCGGAUCCCCUGCCCACAGAGUGAGGCCAGGGAUCGAACCCGCAUCCUCAUGGAUGCUGGUCAGAUUCAUUUCCAUUGUGCCACAUUCCCUCGCCCCACCUUUCCUCAGGACUCCCACCUCCCUCCUCUCCUGCGGCCUAGGAAUCAAGACUCCCAUCCUACCCUCCAAGGCCAUGAUCCGAGAGUCCCAAUCCCCAACCCCCUCAUCCCUCAGACCUAGGAAUGAGUCAGGGACCCCAGCGUUCUUGUUUCCCAGCCCCUGGGAGCUCCUCUUCCAGCUUCCUCUGGACCCAUUUCUCCUUCCAGGACUCCCGCCGGCUAGGCCAGCACAUCAGGGAUGCAUUGCUGGACGUGGCAGCCCUAUUCCAGGAGGGGCAGCAUCUUAAGCGCCGGGCCUGAGGUUUGGGGGAGGACAUGGGCUCUCCCCUGCCACACAAGGGGCUCCAGGGCCCCUGCAACGACCACUGACUCUUGACACCUUCCAGAGGGGAGCGGGUCUCUCCAGGAACUAGGGGGCAGGUCUCUACAGCUGGGCUGGUGCAGGACGGAGGCAGCCCGUUCGGGUUUGGAAAGCUGGCAUCUAGUCUAAUAAAGAUGUGUGAGCUGGG
Phacochoerus africanus (Common warthog) is the source of this 3366-nucleotide messenger RNA. RefSeq names its product carnitine palmitoyltransferase 1C (gene CPT1C). The transcript has 18 exons. Gene Ontology annotation, biological process: fatty acid metabolic process; carnitine metabolic process. Gene Ontology annotation, molecular function: carnitine O-palmitoyltransferase activity. Gene Ontology annotation, cellular component: mitochondrion. NCBI's taxonomy places the organism in Eukaryota, Metazoa, Chordata, Mammalia, Artiodactyla, Suidae. The record is from RefSeq and is a predicted model, not a curated record. The coding region runs from base 359 to 2782 and encodes 807 amino acids.